Messenger RNA from Aspergillus terreus NIH2624, 978 nucleotides. It is a transcript of the gene mdm12, whose product is annotated as ERMES complex subunit MDM12. The record is from RefSeq and is a predicted model, not a curated record. Bases 1 to 978 code for a protein of 325 amino acids. The transcript is spliced from 2 exons. Gene Ontology annotation, biological process: mitochondrion organization; phospholipid transport. Gene Ontology annotation, cellular component: ERMES complex. Lineage: Eukaryota; Fungi; Ascomycota; Eurotiomycetes; Eurotiales; Aspergillaceae. Gene Ontology annotation, molecular function: lipid binding.
AUGUCCAUAGAAGUCGACUGGAAGACAGCCACCUCGGGCCCAGACGGUGAAGCCCUCGCGGAGCGCAUCCGCUCCUUCAUCCACGACAAGUUCCAACAGGUGGCCCUUCCACGGUUCAUUCGCUCCGUCCAAGUACAUUCGUUUGACUUCGGCACGGUCCCCCCAGAUCUUGAGAUCAAGGACUUCUGCGAACCAUUCGCCGACUUUUACGAGGAGGACGAAGAUGACGAAACCUCGGAGGUCUCAGAGGAGCUCGUCUCCGCGCACGGCAAUCAAUGGCACAGAACGCAUUCCGAGCUCAACGAGCCUCCCUAUCGCGACGAAGUGACGAUGAAUCAACCGCUCCGGGACCCGUUCGAUGAGGGAUUCCACCCCUCUCCUCUCCGCUCGCCAAUGGAACACCUGAACCCCCAUUUCCUCCCGCGCGCCGGCACCCCCGGCAUCCCCGGCGGCACCUCGACGAUAGGCUACCACCUAAUGUCUCUCGGCGGUCUGUCCGGAACACAAACCCCGCUCGCGGCGGUCGCUGGCGGCACGCCUUUCGCAAAUGGCUGGACAGACCAUAACUUGGGACCCGGAAAUCGUGGGCAUGCGUCUGGUCCCGCUGCAGGGGCAAUGCGCCAGCACCGUCCAGAAGAUAUCGACAGCAGCAAUCCGACCUCGCGACCGUCAACCUCCAGCACACUUCCCUCCCACCCGUCGGGCUCCAACAGAAACAGCGGAGACGGAUCUCAUCCCGAGGAAGAACAUUUGGAUGACCCAGCCGAGCCAGACCACCCCUUUCGGUUCCCGAAAAUGCGCGAGCGGCGUCCUGAAGACUUUCAGGUUAUGUGCCGCGCCAAGAAACGAGAGACAAAGAUGACCAUCCGCGCAGCGGUCUGGAUCCCACGACGUCCCCGAAACGCCAGGGUGGGCUGCUCCGGGAGAUCCGGGUCGAAAGCGAAAUUGGCCGGAAAGAAGACGGGAAGCAAGUGUUGA